UAAUACCUUGACUUUUAAUACCUUGACUUGUAAUACCUUGACUUUUAAUACCUUGACUUCUCAUACCUUGACUUUUAAUACCUUGACUUCUCAUACCUUGACUUCUCAUACCAUGACUUCUAAUAAUCUGCGAUCUGACCCGUAAGCGUCCCGAGCAAGACGAGAAAAACUGCUUGGGGUUGCCAACAUGGAAGGAGCUCUACCGCGAUGUCGAAUCUUAUUUCACCUCAUACCUCAGAAACUACCUCUUGUCUCCUCCCUCAACCUCUCCCCUUCCCUUCGAACUCAAUAUGACGCCAGAUGCCUGCUGGCGGUAGACUCCUUCCCCCGCCAUCAUCAACAUGGGAGUUUACGUACCAACUUCCUCGAACACCAUCUCUCCGCCGCGAUUCGGUCCCCGUCUCGCCCCGAUCUCAUUGCUAUCGCACGAAACAUCUGCCCUAGAGCAAGUCGAACGCGGUGUCGUUUGAAAAUAAUCAACAUUCGAAGUUCCCCAUACCACUCAUUCCCUUAUUCCUCGUUCCCAUCACUCUUCAUUCCUCUACCCUUGCCUCCCAUACCCCUAAUUCCCUCCUCUUCUCUUCUAUACCCAGUCAUAUCGCAUCGCCAUUGCUCGCUAUCCAACAUGGCUGAAACCGCGGGCAAUAACCCUAGUUCUACCGUUGCUCAACUGCUCAAGGAGGUUGAAAAGUUGAGAAAGUCGGAAGAGGAAUUAAUCCUCUACACCUGCCAAUACAGAUAUGCCCACGCCGCCGUCAAAGAAAGAUUGGCUGGGAUCUGCGGCAAGGCUAGGGUGACUCUUCUAGACGCUCAGGUGGUCGUUCGAAACAGAGUCAAUCGCGGAAUGAAAGGGGAGGAUCCUCCCAAACCAUACCCUCCGCUGAAACUCCCCGGAUCCUACGGUGUGGAGGAGCCCAUUUCCAAGUUUGAAUCGAUUCUCGACGAGUUGACUUUCGACCCUGCUCGGCCCCCGCCUCCCCCGCCGAUAGCAAGCCCAGGCCCCAGAGCCGAUGCGGGGUCGAGUCGCGAUGCGGUAAAACGCGAGUACAGCCCUACUGCUCAGCCGAGCAUUGCCGUUCAGCCAAAGAGCGAGACUCAGUCGGAGAGUGCUGACGCGCCAGCUAUCCUUGUUCGGUCGACCAUUACACCUCAGCCGGACUGUAUUCCUCGGUCAAAGAGUGUCGUCCGGUCGACUAUUGUUCAGUCGGCCAUUACCCCCCUGCCGAAGAGUCAUGCCCGGCCACUCAGCAUUGACGAAUCAGAGAUCCUUGUUCGAUCGACCGUCAGUCCUCCGCCGAAGAGGACCGCUCAGCCAACCAUUAUUUAUAUAGAGAGCGAUGACGAGCCGGAGAUUACUGGUCAAUCAACGAUUGCCGUUCAGCCUUGCGUUACUCCUUCGGUAGAGACAUAUACUCAGCCAGACCCUAAAGUAAAAGUUGAACUCGGCAGAGAAACAGAGCUGUUGGCAAAGGUGCGUGCAGUACUAAACAGGGAGAAGCAUCGAGAAGCAGCGGCGCUUUGUGAAAGUGAUUCCGACAGUGAAGAAAUCUUAAGUGCCCAAUGCGAUAGCCGCCCGAAGUUGGUGAAUCACGCACAAGGAUCUCUACAGACUACUCUCGGCCCAACGACAUAUAUUCCCCAUCCUCGUACGAUAUCCAACAAGCGCCCGCGCGAAGAACAUACAACCCUACAAUCCGGCGGGGCAUCUCUCGCGGGUCCCAGCAAAAUCCAGCGAACAGAUAGUCAGGCGUCUACAGCCUCGGUAUCCUUUGGCUGCCGGUCGGACUCGGGGAUAUCCGAUAUAGCUGAAUCGGACGACCAAAGAACAGUCAGCUUGAAUACCAUCGCGUGGACAUCAGGUUCCAAUAUCGUUGCCCCAUCCAAACCCGGCCGCGAUGCGCCCAAGAACGCGGGUCUCGUGCCGUGCAAAAACGGAAACAGAACCCGAGCCGAGUGCAUAUUUGAAUCUAUUGCGAAGAUCAAGAAGAAUAUCUCCCGACCACUCACUGCGCUUGCUGGUGGUUUCGACGAUGAUAUAUGCUUCACCGCCUUUCCCAUGACGCGUGCCAACCUACCCAUGCUCGUCCUACUGCAAGCUGCGGAUUCUGUGAUGGAGUCGAAUCCCGGCAGACGGUCGCUAUUCGAGAUCAGCGUUGGAUGCUCCCACGGCUGCCAGAUACAGAUGCCCCUCGUCAAGAUUCUGAAGCUCGAAUCAGCGGACCACGUGGCAGACCUCAUGUCGAAAGACGCAUCGGGCACGCAGCUGACGGUAUCCCAUCUGUGCCACAAGUCGUAUUGCAACAAUCCCAAGCACGUCAUUUUCGAGUCCAGCAGAAACAAUAGCAACCGCAACUCGUGCGUGAAUAAGUGGGCAUCCCCCAGCAGGAACACUCAUAUCCCCCAUCACUGCGGCGUGCAUGCACCGCCUUGCCUACUUCGCAACGCCCACAACGACCUGCACUCGACCAUCAUCAAAGAGUGCCAAAGCAUGUCUUUCGUCUCCGCCGCGCGAAAAGCUAUGUCCCCCGUCUCGUUCGUUCUCAGCUUGCACCCCAUGGAUAUCGGUCUCUGGUACGACAAACCCACACCAUUCACCACGGCGGGUCCCAAGGACGGCCAGAUGAAGUUGUCGUACGUGGACACGCGUGGCGUCGUCCUGAGUAGCGUGCUCAAAGGUCCGACCUUCUCGGGUAAUGCGCCACGCUUCUCCACCGACGACAUGAUUGGCCUGUUCCAUGGCACUACCCCGGCUUUUUCAAUGGACAGAUUGGAAAAGACCGUGAAGAAUUGCUACAGCGGGUCGGUCGGCCCUGGCGCAUUUUACGUCGGCCUUAAUACUUCGGGUUAUCUCCAAGUAGACGCGUCCGGGCGCGACAAAUACGGUAACAAGAUAAAAGUCAAGCUCACCGUGACGUGUCCCUUCUGCCGUCACCCGAUGUUCAAAAUCAUGCCCAAGACGCAUCGCAACCCUGCUACUACUCCGGCAUCCAUGUCUAACCCUACCACGGUUCUCUAUCACUUGCUCCUCCGGCAUCCCGAGGUCGUCACCCCCGUAAAGGUAACCCAACUUCUCCUCAUGAUGCAAAACAACGAAUUUCGCGAGUGGAUCGAAGACGCGUCAAAGCUGAGCAACAAGACCAAGUCGUUCAGCCUCGCAGCAGUAGACAGGGAUCUUAGUCAGUUUAAGAUUCCCCAGAUGCUCUUAGACCUUGCCGAACCCAGCGACGAAGUUGUUUAUAAGCCUCAGCCCAAGCGAAACAGGAGAUGGGAUGCCGGCGCCGACGACGAUUACAAUGAAUGAUGAUUACGACAUACGACGAGUCGUCUGGCCUGCCUCGUCGAACCCUUCUGUUUCUAUGAGCAUUCUGUUAGUGUUCUGUUAGUAUACUCUAUUGUGCGGCGAAGAAGUUUCCUAGUUACGUGUUUCACAUCUGUCGCCUCUUGGGCGGCGCGUAAUCUGUUUCUACUUGUCUCCCACAUGCGUCUUCCGCCGUGGGGGGGUGCGAUACCUUUCGACCUUGCUACUUGUACGAGCAUCCUCUACCCCAUGCUGUCCAAUCUGGCUCAUCUGAUCUCUGCUGCAUCUUGGCGCCCUUGUAGUUUACUUAGCGCGGAUAUGUAUUGGUGGAAGCAUAGUUAUUUGUCACGAGAGGUAAAUGGAAUUAGUAGCAGAGUUAUAAAUACGAACAAGUUUUGCAAUUUUACAGUGCCAUCGUUUUCUACGUGAUAGAAUUAACAAGCGUUCCACAAACGCGUCAGUCAGAGUGACGAUGUGAAGAUUAGCCACAUGUUACGCGAUGUCUCGUAGCGUUUCUAAGGGGCGACUUGCUCUCGCUGCUUGCGACACCAAAACAGAGCGAGAUAGUAGAUGCGCAGUAAAGUACCUAGGUAGUUUCGCUGUAAAGUAAUUGCGCUGUCACCUACGACACCUAAAAGUAAUGAAACGUAUUGUGCAC
Molecule: messenger RNA, 3956 nt
Organism: Daldinia loculata
Lineage: Eukaryota; Fungi; Ascomycota; Sordariomycetes; Xylariales; Hypoxylaceae
Exons: 13
Molecular function (GO): endonuclease activity
Source: RefSeq, a predicted model, not a curated record